Molecule: messenger RNA, 1314 nt
Organism: Aspergillus welwitschiae
Lineage: Eukaryota; Fungi; Ascomycota; Eurotiomycetes; Eurotiales; Aspergillaceae
Product: putative integral membrane protein
Exons: 9
Coding region: 1-1314 (437 amino acids)
Source: RefSeq, a predicted model, not a curated record
AUGCACAUCCUAAUAGACACUCAGCCCAGUGAUUCGAAAACGAUGCCCAUCAAGAUGCGUGUGUUGGGCGCAGUAGCGCUGGGCGUCGCCCUGCUAUCAACGACUAUAGCGGCUGCUAGUGUGAAAGAGCUGGGGGCAUUGUUGCCCACAUGUGCGGUGAAAUGCAUGGCUGUCACUAUACCGAAGACGUCCUGUACCCUCGCAGACCAGACAUGCCAGUGUACGGAUGAAACCUUCACCGCUCUUUUGCAGGAAUGUGUGGUGUCUAGCUGUACCACCAAAGAGUCGUUGACUACGAAAAAUGUCACAUCCACUGCGUGCGGAGCUCCGGUACGAGAUAGAACCAAGGCUGUUUCAUAUGCAGGAGUCAUCGGUCUCGUCAUAGCAUGUAUCGCAUUUAUUCUCCGGAUAGUCGCGAGGUUUAAGUGCCUCGGUGGUACGUUCGGGAUGGACGAUUUGACGAUGGGACUGACCAUGUGUCUGGUGAUACCUCUUUCAGCACUAUCAGUUGUUUUGGCCGACACGGGCUUAGGCAAAGACAUGUGGACUCUUCCGUUUGAAAAUGUUACCCGGAUUCUAUACAUUUACUUCUGGGAUGAGUUGUUGUAUCUCAGUAUCCUGCCAAUGACCAAGAUCUCGAUAUGUUGUUUCUACCUUCGUAUCUUCCCCGCCAGAAACUUCCGAAGUUUGACUUAUAUUGUCAUCGGUCUCAACAUUGCAUAUUUACUUGCCUUUGUCUUGGUUUCAAUUUUCCAGUGUCGACCAAUCCAAGGAGCAUGGCUUCACUGGGACGGAGAGGGUAAUUACAAGUGCAACCAUAUUAACGCGCAGGGGUGGGCAUCGGCAAUCAUCAACAUGCUCCUUGACCUCAUUGUCAUGAUUCUCCCGCUGAAACAGCUUUACGAGCUCCAGCUUUCCAUCAAGAAGAAGGCUUUUGUCAUGUGCAUGUUUAGCUUGGGUAUCUUUGUCACUGUCGUGAGUAUUCUGCGCCUGGAUUCGCUUAUCAACUUUGCUUCCACCGACAAUGUGACGUGGGACUACGUCACAGUUGGAUACUGGAGUACGAUUGAAUGCCAUGUGGGCGUCAUCUGUGCCUGUUUACCCGCCAUUCGAUCCUUGCUGCGCACAACGGCACCGAAGCUGUUUGGCGAUACCAGCCUCAAUAAAUCCUCCGGAAUGAACUCGACAUCUCGGGGGACAGGAUCUCGACUGGAGGGGGCGUUCCAUGUCAGGAGCAAGCAUGAUGACCAAGAUUUUCUACCGCUUGUAGACAUGGACCACUCCAGUCAGAUUGAGCUGCACCCGAAGGGGUAG